This is a messenger RNA of Canis lupus familiaris (dog), 1201 nucleotides long. RefSeq names its product fibroblast growth factor 22 (gene FGF22). The record is from RefSeq and is a predicted model, not a curated record. NCBI's taxonomy places the organism in Eukaryota, Metazoa, Chordata, Mammalia, Carnivora, Canidae. Gene Ontology annotation, molecular function: growth factor activity; fibroblast growth factor receptor binding. The transcript is spliced from 3 exons. Gene Ontology annotation, cellular component: cytoplasm. Gene Ontology annotation, biological process: animal organ morphogenesis; positive regulation of gene expression; positive regulation of cell population proliferation. The coding region runs from base 1 to 513 and encodes 170 amino acids.
AUGCGCGGCCGCCUGUGGCUGGGGCUGGCGUGGCUGCUGCUGGCUCGGGCGCCGGGCGCCGCGGGGACCCCGGGCGGCCCGCGGAGGCCGCGCAGCUACCCGCACCUGGAGGGCGACGUGCGCUGGCGGCGCCUCUUCUCGUCCACCCGCUUCUUCCUGCGCGUGGACCCCGGCGGCCGCGUGCAGGGCACCCGCUGGCGCCACGGCGCGGACAGCAUCAUCGAGAUCCGCUCCAUCCGCGUGGGCGUCGUGGCCCUCAAGGCUGUGCACACCGGCUUCUACGUGGCCAUGAACCGCGGGGGGCACCCGUACGGGUCGCGGGUCUACACUGCCCACUGCAGGUUCCAGGAGCGCAUCGAGGAGAACGGCUACAACACGUACGCCUCGCUCCGCUGGCGCCACCGCGGUCGGCCCAUGUUCCUGGCGCUGGACGGGCAGGGGGCCCCGCGGCGUGGUGGCCGAACACAGCGGCACCACCUGUCCACCCACUUCCUGCCCGUCCUGGUCUCCUGAGGCCGCCAGGGCUUCCACGAGGGGUCUGAGCCGUGUGGCCCGGGGCGCGGCCCAGCACGUCGGGUCACUCCCCGUUUCCAAGCACUCCCGGGGCGUCCGCCGCGUGCCGGGCCGGGCACCUGCCUGCCUGAGCCCCGGGAGCUCCUGAGUCUGGGGACAGGCGGACGCCGAGCUGAGCAGAGGCCACAGGUGUCCAGUCACAAGUGGGGGGCACGGACGCCCCAGAAACGCUCCACCCGGGCCAGAGCCUGAAGGAUGUGGCCAGGGGUCGGUCCCCAGGAGGGCUGGGACGCGGCCGAGGUGGCUGGGAGGUGGGAACCCGUUGGGGUGUUGGAGGCUGGGGGAGGGGCAGCACGGACGUGCCACGGGGUGACAGGUCUCCACCCUGGUUCCGGGAGGUGAGGGUGACCUGGGGUCCUGGGGGUCCCCCCAAGAGGCAGGGGGGGAGCCCCAGACACAGGCAGACCCCGCACUGCUGGCGGUGAGGAGGGGCCACGGGCCGGGGAGGGGGCACCCCUGGAAGGUGGGGGGCAGGGGGGUCUCCCUGGGGGUGACCAGUCCUGCGUACCCCUGGGUUUUAGGACUUCUGAGGCCAUCAGAGCACCCGCGUGAGCGGUGGCAUCCCACCGGAGCACACACGUGCACACACACGUGCACGCAGGUCUCUAGCAGCUCCGGUGGUGACCAU